Molecule: messenger RNA, 1971 nt
Organism: Caenorhabditis bovis
Lineage: Eukaryota; Metazoa; Nematoda; Chromadorea; Rhabditida; Rhabditidae
Source: the annotation of a GenBank genome assembly
AUGUCUGUCUCGUCAGUGUCACUGAAUUCCGAUGCAAACGUCAGAUAUCAAAGACUAGCUUCUGAAUAUGGAAAGUUGCGAACGCAGGCGAAAGUAUUGCGAGAGGGAGUCCUAUCAGAACGUGAAAAGUCUGAAAAACUUACUGAGGAAUUGAAGCUUAAGGAAGCCAUAAUUCGUAAGUUGAUGACUGAAAAUGAAAGUUUGCAAUUUCGAAAUGAUCAACUUGUCAAAAGAGUGGAAAAUUUGCAAAAUGAAGUCGAUGCUUUGGCGAAACCCAAUUUCGAUAAUGAAAAACCAACGAAAAAGAAUGCAAGUACAAAAAAAGCAGCGAAUACUAUUGAAGUUCUUACCACUAAAGUAGAAGUUCUUGAGGGUGAAUUGCGACUGAAAUUGAUGCAAAAUGAAAAGCUUGUCUCACAGAUAAAUGAAAAUGACCAAUUGCACGAGAAAGAGAUGGUCCAACUCUCUGAAAAAUUCGCUAAGGAAUAUCGAGCGUUGGAGUUAAAGCUGGAGCAAUUAAAAUCAAGUUCAAAUGUCGUCAUUCCUGAUAAGAAAAUUGUGAAAAGUGAGAAGGAUAGUAAGCCGAUGGAAGCAGUGAAACCAUUUGAGAAAUCUGUUAGCGAACAAAUGGAAAUGGAAAUUGCUAGUCCGGUACCGCCGCAAUCGGCUCAAGAAGCCACUCUAAUGGUUGCGGAAACAGCAAAAACCGUUCUAUAUUCGCUUCAUACGUUUUUCAAUUUAAUGCAACAACGAUCAGAAAUGUAUCCGUACGACGUCACUUUAGAAGUGUUACCAAAACAUGUUGAAAAGAUUUCGUCGGAAUAUGCGCAAUGCGCGAGACUGUUCCUCGAAUCAUCAGAGGUUGUUGACGAAUUUUUGCAAAAUUCAAUUAUCGAGAUCGAUAAUGAUUUGCCUAAAUUGAUGUCGAAAAUUGAUUUAAUUUCAAAGCACUGUAAACGAUUGUUGCUCGACUUGGUUAAAUUAAUGAAUAUCGAAGAAAAUAAGGUCAAUUGGUGCACAAAACCGCUAACUGAACUUAAUGAUGAAUGGUUUAAAUUAAUGGAUAGGUUAUUUGCUUCCUUCGAAAAUGUACAUAGUGCCAUGAGUAUGUCGACGAGUUCCUUGAUUGUUGAAGAACUUGGAAAUUUCAGUGAGCUAUGCGCAGAAAUGUCCAGCACUUUUUCGCGGCGGUGGUUGCUAGAAUCUCGACUUCCGACAACGACGAAACGACUAAGAUGCAUUGGAUCCGCUCUGGAAAAUUCUAUUCGUCAUUUGUCUUCUGAAGUAACAAAAUUGCACGCCAGAGCAUGUACUCUUCAAAAAAUUACAAAGCCAGCAGUUGCUGAGAACGACGAACCAAAUGAUUCUAAUCCGUUUAACGAUGACAUUGAGAAUGGAGUUGAUGAAAAAACGAUUACGGAUGGAGUCGAGAGAAUUGAUAAUGAAAAUGCAUUAAGCAAUGAUGAAAAACCACGGGAGGAGGCUGAAAUGUUACGUGAAAAAGUCAAAGAGCUUCAAGUUGAAAGAGAUAAACAUAUUGUUGAUUUUUCUCUUCUCAAAAGAAAAAUUGAGCUGGCGAAUGGAAAUAAGACAUACAGAAUUGACCUGUCCGAAAUCGAUAAAUUCCGAGAAAUUGGUAGAGAACGGACCACGGAAUUGAUGCAAUUGGCUUUGAAGGCGGACCAUGCAGCUCGAUAUUACAAGCAAGAGUGUGAAAUGCUCAUAACCAUUCAUUUGUCAAUUGAAAAAGACCAAGAAAAGAUUUUAAAUGAAAUGGAAACAAUGCGACAACAAAAACGUGUGCUUGAGGAAGAAAUAGAAAGCAUUCGAAGAAGCUAUGAAAAUCAAAUUCGAGAACUCAGCGAUCAUAUUGCGAACAUGGCGAAGGUCGCUGAAAAUGAAAAUGUUGACAAUCAACAAGAAAGAAGCACAAAGGGGAGGUCAACUCUCAAAUCAUUCUUCAAAUCAUAA